AUGAAGAGCCUCUUGCUGCUAGCCACGCUCCUGGUACCCGCGCACCUGGCGACGACCUGGAGCCCCAAGUACGCGGUCGACUGCCCCGAGCGAUGCGACCGCGCCCAGUGCAAAAGCAGCCUGAGCUGCAAGCGGACAGUGCUGGACGACUGCGGCUGCUGCCGGGUGUGCGCCGCGGGCCUGGGCGAAACCUGCUACCGCACCGUCUCCGGCAUGGACGGCGCCAAGUGUGGCCCGGGGCUCAGGUGUCAGUUUUACAGUGAGGAAGAUGACUUUGGUGACGAGUUUGGUAUCUGCAAAGACUGUCCCUACGGCACCUUCGGGAUGGAAUGCAAGGAGACAUGCAACUGUCAGUCUGGCAUAUGUGACAGAGUGACUGGCAAAUGUCUGAAAUUUCCCUUCCUCCAAUAUUCAGUAGCCAAGACUUCCAACAGGAGACUUGUUUCUACAGAGCAUGACAUGGCAUCCGGAGACGGCAAUACUGUGACAGAAGAACUUGUAAAAAAGAAUACCCGCUCGCCUGUAAUGAAAUGGUUAAAUCCUCGCUGA
This is a messenger RNA of Puma concolor (puma), 549 nucleotides long. It is a transcript of the gene ESM1, whose product is annotated as endothelial cell specific molecule 1. Gene Ontology annotation, molecular function: integrin binding; hepatocyte growth factor receptor binding. Gene Ontology annotation, cellular component: extracellular region. NCBI's taxonomy places the organism in Eukaryota, Metazoa, Chordata, Mammalia, Carnivora, Felidae. The record is from RefSeq and is a predicted model, not a curated record. Gene Ontology annotation, biological process: positive regulation of hepatocyte growth factor receptor signaling pathway; angiogenesis.